This is a messenger RNA of Anopheles coluzzii, 2573 nucleotides long. It is a transcript of the gene MICU3, whose product is annotated as calcium uptake protein 3, mitochondrial. Gene Ontology annotation, cellular component: uniplex complex. Bases 33 to 1580 code for a protein of 515 amino acids. Lineage: Eukaryota; Metazoa; Arthropoda; Insecta; Diptera; Culicidae. Gene Ontology annotation, biological process: mitochondrial calcium ion homeostasis; calcium import into the mitochondrion. The transcript is spliced from 12 exons. The record is from RefSeq and is a predicted model, not a curated record. Gene Ontology annotation, molecular function: calcium ion binding.
CGCAAGAGGAGAGAGAAAAAAAACGCGAAAAAAUGGCGAUGUACACAAACCGUGUCGUUCGCUGCUCGAAAACAAAUCCAUUUUUCACAGUGUUGUCGCGCAAUUUCGGUAACAAUUCUAGUGCCCGCAAAUGGUACCAACAUCCAACCGUGCGGUACAUUUGUUUGGUGAGCGGUGGACUGCUCGCGUUCACCGCAGCGACCUACCGAAAUCGACCGAAGGUUUACGCGCUCCAGCUGCGAAAGGAUGAAAUUGCGGACAAGGCCAUUAAGCUUACAGCGCGCGAGCGGCGCUUCAUCAAGUUCGCCUCGGUCGAGUUCGAUGGGCAGAUCUACAUGACACCACAAGACUUUCUGGAGUCGGUCGUCGAACAGGAGCCCCGACCACGGCUCAAACGGAAGUCAUUAACGCACGCCGAGAUUCAGCAGCUGAAAGAUUACACGCCACCGUUGAAGCACGGUUCGUCGCAGCUUUUCCGCAGCCUUCGGGACAAAGGAAUAAUUUCGUACACCGAGUAUCUGUUUCUUCUAUCUGUGCUCACAAAGCCUCACUCUGGCUUCCGCAUUGCCUUUAACAUGUUCGACACGGACGGAAAUCAACGCGUGGAUAAGGACGAAUUUCUUGUGAUUCGACAGCUGCUCGGAGGAUCGCUGAAGGAUCGUGAUCUAGACGAGGCCACUCGUCAAGCUCUCCUGCACCUUGUCUCGACCAGUGCGCAAGCGAGAUUUUUACUGAAAAAUGAUAACGAGCAAAAGUCACAAACGUCUGUCGCUGAACAGCGCAAACCAGGCACGAGGGAUGAUGGCAAUGUGGGGGAAAGAAAGCCACCAACACCGCCGCCGGUCAAGGGUGUAACGGCACGAUUAAUGGAAAAAAUUUUCAGCUUCGCUUGGAAGGGAAAGCGUGGCAUUGAAAGUAAGGAAGGCGAAGAGCCAGGAGAACAUGAUGACUACGUGGACGACGAGCAAGGUCUGCAGCGAAAGCACAAGGUCGAUACAACGCUCCAGAUACAUUUCUUCGGAAAAAAGGGUGACAAGGAUCUGCAGUACGAUGGAUUCUACAACUUCAUGAAGAACCUACAGACCGAGGUGCUCGAGCUGGAAUUUUGUGAAUUUUCCAAGGGCCACGAACGCAUCUCCGAGGUGGACUUUGCGAAAAUCCUACUUCGCUACACCUAUCUCGAUACGGAUGAGUACGACAACUACCUGGACCGUCUGCUGGACAGAGAGGCCAAGGAGAAGGGCGUAUCGUUCGACGAAUUCCGACAGUUCUGCCAGUUCCUGAACAAUCUGGAUGACUUUUCGAUUGCGAUGCGUAUGUACACGCUCGCCGAUCAACCGAUUUCGAAAGAUGAGUUUUCCCGAGCGGUGAAAAUUUGCACCGGUUCCGAGCUGAACUCGCACCUGAUCGACACCGUGUUUGCCAUCUUCGACGAGGACGGCGAUGGGCUGCUCUCGUACAAGGAGUUCAUCGCCAUCAUGAAGGAUCGGGUGCACCGUGGAUUCAAAUCAAACGUGAAAUCGGAAGGAUGGGAAGCAUUCAAGCAUUGUCUAAAGCAGGAAAUGAAACAAAACGUCUAAAAGAUCAGUCCACGCGAUAGCAACUCUCUCUCUAUCGCUUCGUUUCUAAUAAUCUACUAUAUCUACGAUGCCGGUUUUGCCCCCGUCCCAAGGCGAUCUAGUUAAAUUGUGUUUUUAAUCAAACUGUUAAGCAUUUUAAAGCUAUUUAUUUAGAUAGAGAAACGAAAAACAACUUACUGGCAAUUAUCGAUCCUUAACUUCUUCCUCUUUAAACGUGUUGGAACAAAUUGCUCUGUAGUGCCAUAGCUAGUUAACGUCACUGCUAUCCGAUCUCUAUCUGCCUUCCUUUUCGUUUAUUCUUCUUGCUGUAAAUUAGAUCAAACUAAACGAACAAAUUGUUUAGGAAAUUAUACGCACUUGUUACUUAGUAAAAAAAAGAGAAGGAAAACAUUGUUAUGGCGACAUUUUAUCUAUUACUUGUUAUACGUGUGGAGUUAACUUACGGCGAUUGUAAUUGUUUGUGAACAACUGUUUGUUUGUUAAUCUCUAUUUGCCUGCAUAUCAGUGCUUCAAAAGCAUAGGCCCUAAAUUGAAUCGAAAAGUAAUCUAGUUUGGUUUGUCCGUGUUUAAAACAUACUCUAUCAAUUUCUUGCCUUGCACAAUUUCUAACCUUGCCUAGCUAAUUUGGAGAUUGUCUGGAGUUUGACUGCAACACAGAAUAGAGUUCUAAGAAAACAAACGGUCAUCGAAAUACACCAAAAAGAAAUGAAACAAACUUUAAAAUAUUUCAAAAAACUAUUUAAAAUCCUACCACAAUCGAAACAUGCAAAUUAUAAAAAGUAUUAGCUAUCUCCUCCAUCUAAAGAAUUUUGAAGUUGGACUUAUUUGGCAGAACUAAUAUUUCAUCGUUUCGUACGUUUGUGAUUGUGCGAUUCACACUAACGAAAAAAAAACCAAAACUCCUUUCAUAAAGCUAUGAUUAUCGAUAAGUGCACAGUAUCCCGGGUCAUGUACGUUGUAAUGAACGAAAAUAUAAAAGAACGCAUGAUUGAA